This is a messenger RNA of Aspergillus saccharolyticus JOP 1030-1, 1641 nucleotides long. Its product is annotated as J domain-containing protein. The annotation marks the transcript as partial. Lineage: Eukaryota; Fungi; Ascomycota; Eurotiomycetes; Eurotiales; Aspergillaceae. The record is from RefSeq and is a predicted model, not a curated record. The transcript has a single exon.
CCUGACAUUGAUCCAUAUGUGGUGUUGGGAGUUCAGAAAGAUGCGACCCUCGCUGACAUCAAAUCUGCCCAUCGCAAAUUGGUCCUGAAGUGUCAUCCCGACAAGAUCAAGGAUGAGAGUCAACGGAGUCAGGCUCAGGAUGAGUUUCAGAAGGUUCAACAGGCUUACGAACUCCUUUCCGACGAGACUAGAAGGGCCAAAUAUGACACCAAGGUGCACCUCGCCGAGCUUCGACGGGAGAUGAUGGCGCGCGGAGGGAAUCCCAACGGGUCAUCCCGAAGUAAUGGUUCUGGUUCCAGCGGCCCGCGCGAAUACCGCAAUGGACGAAUUUACGAGGAGCGAACACCGGCAGACGCGACAAACUAUUACGAGGACGAUGGUUUAUACUCCGAUGGAACGCGGCCCACAGCUCGCAAGUAUGAUGAUUACGGCAAGCGCCGGAUGAAGGUGGCGGAGGAGAAGAAGAAAGCCAAGAGUGUCCCUCUCGGUACCGCACGCGCUGCGAAGGAGAUUCUUCGAGACAACGUGAAGACGACCCACUCAUCUCGCGACAAGUACCGUACCAAGGAACGCAAGCGGGAUGCCUACGACAAGAGGUAUCCUGAACGGGCCGCUCCAUUCACCGACUCUGAAGAUGACGGCGCUUCUUCCGAUUCUAGUGCAUCAUCGUACUACGUACGAGUCAAACGACCCUCUGAGAAACGAAGCCGGGAGUCUUCUACACGCAAGGCUCGACCAACCGAAUCAACCCGCCGUCCGGAACCUGCGCGUUACGAAUCAGAAGAUUACUCGGAUCGCAAGGAAACUAAGCAUGAGAAGAUGCAUGACACCGCACGGGAUUACAUUCGGCGGUCGAAAGGAACUGUCCCUGUUGAGAUCGAUCGUAGGGCCCGGAAAUCCCGAUCGCCGCCUCGUCCUUACGCUUAUGAUUCGGCCGAUCCCGAGUCCUCCUCAUCCCGGCGCUCGAAUCGAUCCAGCCGACCUAGCAAGGAGACUGUGCGCAGCUCGAGUUCGCGCAAUAAUUCUUACGAGCAUAUUGAGUCCCAGUCGAGAUCUUAUGACGGCAAAGUUCCCAGCAUGCCCACGGCUGCAACCUCACCAGUGGUCAAAGGCUCUUCGUCAAUCCGGCCUUCUCUUCAAACUUCACAAUCUGCAUCCACUGCGCAUUCGCAUUCACGGUCCAAGCCCAUGGGUCGUACAGAGCAGAUUCUCCUUUCCAUGGCACGUGACGGUAACUCCCGGACCACGAAACUACGAAACACAGAGAAAUACGAUUCCGGUUAUUCUAGUCCGGGCACCCCAGACUUACCACCAGGAGAAAGCCCGACCCGAAUGGCCAGAUACAAGUUCUUGGAGCCGGAAACUGUUUUGGUAGAGCCGAGCAUGCCGCCACCCCACGCGUCAUCGAGACAUGCAAGUGCAAGGAAUCACUCUCCCCCUCCGCGGGAUCGCUCGGGCCCAAGUCGACCCAUAACCAAACCAGUUCGCAGCAGUACUUAUGCCUACCCUGCCGAGUACUCGAGUCGCUACGAAUCCUCAUCUAGACCCAGUGCUUCAAGGCAAUCGUCUUCGCGACCCCUUUACGGUGAAGUAGAAUACGCUCGCAAGUAUGCGCGCGAAAUUGGGCCAGAGCAUUACCCU